Molecule: messenger RNA, 249 nt
Organism: Rotaria sp. Silwood2
Lineage: Eukaryota; Metazoa; Rotifera; Eurotatoria; Philodinida; Philodinidae
Source: the annotation of a GenBank genome assembly
AUGGCUAAUCCAGCUCCUACAUCUGUUUUGGCAUUACCGGUCGAAAUUGUUCAUGAUAUUUUGGAUUAUUUCGAUAAAUCAACAAUUUUCUUUUUAAUUCGUAAUGUAUGUCGACGAUGGAAUAUGAUUACCGAUAGUUAUCGCCGUUAUCAAACACUCAGUAAACUGUAUCUCUACGAAAAUGAAAUCUCAAGUGAUAUUGAAAGUCAUUUGGAAACAAUGGUGGCACGGAAUCGACGACGAAUUUAA